This is a messenger RNA of Babjeviella inositovora NRRL Y-12698, 405 nucleotides long. RefSeq lists its product as uncharacterized. The transcript has a single exon. The annotation marks the transcript as partial. NCBI's taxonomy places the organism in Eukaryota, Fungi, Ascomycota, Pichiomycetes, Serinales. The record is from RefSeq and is a predicted model, not a curated record.
GUGGUGGUCUCCGGAGUGGUGGUGGUCUUUGGAGUGGUGGAGGUCUCCGAAGUGGUGGAGGUCUCCGAAGUGGUGGAGGACUCCGAAGUGAUGGAAGACUCCGAAGUGGUGGAAGACUCCGAAGUGGUGGAAGACUCCAAAGUGGUGGACCCCGAAGUGGUGGAGGACUCCAAAGUGGUGGACCCCGAAGUGGUGGAGGACUCCGGAGUAGAGCUGGACUUUGGAGUUACUGAGGAAACUGGAGUAGUGGUAUCUGAAGCGGUGGCAUUUGAAGCGGUGACAGAGGAAACUGGAGUGGUAUCAGUGGAAAUCAAAGCCGCAGAAGAGCUCACCGCAUUCCUUGCACUAUCGGAGCUAGAGCUGGCAGUUUCCGUAGUAAAGGCACCUUCAAUAUCGGAAAGAUAA